AUUUUGCGUAGUUUUCGAGUUUGAAAGCGAUGAAAUUCAAAUCUUGCGAUAUGCAUAUUUUCUUUCGCUAGUUUACGCGCCAUUAUGAGUGACGUCAUAUGCACCCUCGGGUUUGAAAACAUUUAUUAGCCAUUUCAUAAACAGAUUAGAUUUAAUCGACAAAAACACCAAUUACUACGUUAACGGCUUGUAAAUAAUAAUGCAUUAAGAUGUUUUGUGCCGUGCUCAGGUGUGCUAGUUGUCGGUAGAAAGGAUUUAGACUGAAUAUUUUUCAAUUUUGCGAAGGAAGGUACGAGAAAAAAGACGUGGAUAAUUUUUUUUGUUGGAGCAAGAACUUUACCUUAAAAAACACACCCAGUCACCUUUUCAAACACCGCUUGGACAGAGACCCUGACAAACUGUGAGAAAAUGGACAUAUCGAAGAUAUAAGCACUGAAAAACAGCGCCAAUUACAGAUGUAUAAUGGAAUAACAUCACCAAACGACUCCACGACUGAAAUGAUGGACACACAAUUCAUGUUUCUCGUUGUGGUCUCCUUCGCCUUUGCCGUGACAGCCAUGCAUCUUCCCCUGAAUUACACCCACCAGUUACACCAUAGACAGAAAAGGGCAUACGUCGAAAAAUUCGACUGUCAAAAGAUGAUACAGGAAAACGGUAUGGAUUUGAUGAAUUACGGUAUUGAAGUGUUAUCGGAUGGAUCAGAAAAAUACCAAGGACAGUUUUUCACAUCACUAGGACAUAUAUUCAAUCUCAUACAAAAUGAAAGGAAUGCUACAAGAUAUAAAAUAGCAGAGGCACUUCAGAUGCAAUAUCGACGUUCAUACAACAGAAUAAGUAAAUCUAAAUUGGACGAACUGGAAGCAACACUUAUCCGUGUGUACACAGAAGAUGAAAUCUAUGGAGAUCUAUCCUAUGUCCUUGCGCAACACGACUGUACAUCUAAAACACUUUCACCAAAGGACAAGGCAUUAGCGCCAUAUGCAACCGCUCUGUUUGCAACAAUCCUGUACUGGGGGGAUAUAAUCGGAACAUCAAAAACAACAUAUCGCGGGAUAGGAGACUUAAGGGGAGACAUCACAACUACACUAAGUUUUUACAAAAAAGGAAAAAGCAUAGUGUUACCGCAAUUCACGUCUUCUUCUGAUAAUCGGGAAGCUUCAAUGGCAUUUCUUGUUCCUAAUGCAAACAACAUUUUCCUGAUCAUUGACAAUUCACGGAAAAGUUUAUGGAGACCAAAAGGUAUCAGUCAGUUUUCUCAGUACCCGGAUGAAAGCGAAUUUCUUUACCCACCAGCUGCUAAGUUCAAGGUUAAAUCUGACCCCGUGAAGAAGACAGUAGGAUCGAAUGUCCCGAUUACGUUUUACGAAGUUAAACUUCAGCUUGACGGACUCACUUUACUGAAAAAAUUGGAACGAAAGAUUCGAAAAAUAUGCCGCUUGAAGGACAGUAACUAAUGCUCAAACCUAUAUAGUUCGUUUACCUCAAGCUUGAUGACCUCUGUCUAAGCAAUGAAAGAAAUGGACGAAAUAAUGUUCCGCUUUUGAAAGGUUCAAUUUCAAAUAUUGAAGAACAUUUUAUGAAAUUAAAUUGAGCCUAAUAGCAACAACAGAAAAAAGAACGAAAAGACAAGCUGAGAACCUUAAGAAACUUUAUAUAAAAUUCAACUGCAUUUGCUGGACUCAGUUGCAUGUAAAAAUAGAUAAAUGAAUAAAAAGAUAAACAAAAAAAAGUUCAGCAUUAACAAAAAGAUUAUGAAAUAAAUAUCUAAAAAUGUUCUAUUUUUGAAUUAAAAAUGUUGAAAUGCUGAUCAUGAAUUAUAUAAGUCAAUCACAAUGAAAAAUGAAUUCUACAGUUUUGCUGAAGCCUCUUGGCCUUAGUUGCACUCACAAAAGAAGACAGCUGUUUGAAGCAGCAUGUUUCCCUCUCAAAUAAUGAAUCAUUUCAACAGAUAACUUACCUAUAUUUCUGAAUUUACAUAUAAUGUAUAUAAUAAUUACUUCAAGUAAUGAAUUAUUUCAUCAGAUAACUUGUUUAUAUUUUUGAUUUUAUCUAUAAUCGUUACUCGCAUAUUAACAUGCUGUGAAGUUUCCAUGGGAAUAUACAAAUGUAAUAAAACACAUAUAUAUGGCGUGUAAAACGUUGCACUAUUAUACUAAUCUUGUUAUUCAUAUUCGAAAACUUGUAAUUCAUAUUCUAAAGCAUAUCAUUCAUAUUCGAAAAGUUGUUAUUCAUAUUCGAUAAUUUUAUCAUUCAUAUUCAAAAACAUGUUAUUUUUAUUCUAAAACGUGUUAUUCAUAUUCGAAAGCAUGUCAUUCUUAUUCAAUAAAUUGUUAUUC
Ostrea edulis (European flat oyster) is the source of this 2336-nucleotide messenger RNA. RefSeq lists its product as uncharacterized. Bases 456 to 1454 code for a protein of 332 amino acids. The transcript is spliced from 3 exons. The record is from RefSeq and is a predicted model, not a curated record. Gene Ontology annotation, molecular function: NAD+-protein-arginine ADP-ribosyltransferase activity. NCBI's taxonomy places the organism in Eukaryota, Metazoa, Mollusca, Bivalvia, Ostreida, Ostreidae.